AUGUCCGGAACAGGCGCCUUGAUGACUGUCCAUGUUGGACAAUGCGGUAACCAGUUGGCUCAAGCGUUCUGGAAAUCGAUGGUCGACGAACAUGGAAUCAAUGAGCGCGGCCAAACAACUCACGAAGACGACAUGAAUGACAAGAAGGAUUUAUUGUUCUAUCAAGCAGAUGACGAUCAUUACGUUCCCCGAGCAGUACUGGUCGAUUUGGAACCUCGAGUAAUCAACGGAAUGAUGCAGUCGCCAAGCUUCUCAAAUCUUUUCAACACCGAUAACAUUUUCAUGUCUGAUCACGGAGGUGGUGCUGGAAAUAACUGGGCUAGUGGUUAUUUCCAAGGACAGGAAGUUAAAGAAAAAAUAAUGGAUAUCAUUAUUCGAGAGGCAGAGAACACCGACAACUUGGAUGGUAUUCUAUUCACACACAGUGUUUCUGGAGGAACUGGAUCUGGAACCGGAUCACUGUUACUUGAAAGUCUUCGUGAAGCUUUUCCGAAAAAAGUGAUUCAGACAUACAGUGUAUUCGCUAACAGUGAUGCCACUGGAACUACUGACGUUGUUGUUCAUCCAUACAACUGGAUUCUUUCUAUGCAGAGACUGAUUGAAAAUCCUGAUCACGUAGUUGUUCUUGACAAUGCAGCACUUCAUCGUCUCGCUGCUGGAAAGUUCAAAACAGAUACCCCAACUUUCGAUCACAUUAACUCUCUUGUUGCAAGAAUCAUGAGUACUUCUACAGCUAUGUAUCGUUUCAAUUCUUCAGUUUGUCCGUCCAUUCGAUAUCUAGAUUUGGCCCCGUUCCCACCAAUGCAUUUCAUCCAGUCCGCCAUUUCCCCAGUUGUCGAUCCGAAUGAGAACUUCACACGUAAGACUUCUGUUGCUGAUGUUACUCGUUUUCUUCUAAAACCAACUUCAAUGAUGGUGUCGACUGCUUCUCGUGUCAGACCGAAUGACUGUAUGUUAUCAGCUUACAUGUUCCUCCAAGGACAAAUUGAAGCUCAUACUAUAAUGUCCGCUGAGCAGACUGUCGAUUUCCAAAUCAAACGACCUCCAUUCUACAUGUUGAAGCCUCUUCGAAUGAUGCAUGCCCCAUUAUCUCCUUACGUCAGACCACAGUACAAGGUUUCCGGAUUGUUGCUCAAUAACAGUACCAGUGUCGCUCCAUUAUUUGAAUCUUUACUGUCGAAGUAUGACAGACUCAGAUCGAAGAAGGCCUUCAUUGACAAAUUUGAAAAAAUUGAUAAUUUCUCAUUGGACAUGAUGGACGAAGCAACGCAUAUUGUGCAAGAUUUGCUUGACGAGUACAAAGCAGUGGUCCAAAAUGGCUAUCUGACAAGAGGACUUUAA
Molecule: messenger RNA, 1341 nt
Organism: Caenorhabditis remanei
Lineage: Eukaryota; Metazoa; Nematoda; Chromadorea; Rhabditida; Rhabditidae
Exons: 7
Coding region: 1-1341 (446 amino acids)
Biological process (GO): microtubule nucleation; mitotic spindle organization; cytoplasmic microtubule organization
Cellular component (GO): microtubule; centrosome; spindle
Molecular function (GO): GTP binding; structural constituent of cytoskeleton
Source: RefSeq, a predicted model, not a curated record